This is a messenger RNA of Hyaloscypha bicolor E, 1297 nucleotides long. RefSeq lists its product as uncharacterized. The coding region runs from base 20 to 1189 and encodes 389 amino acids. Gene Ontology annotation, molecular function: zinc ion binding; DNA-binding transcription factor activity, RNA polymerase II-specific. The record is from RefSeq and is a predicted model, not a curated record. NCBI's taxonomy places the organism in Eukaryota, Fungi, Ascomycota, Leotiomycetes, Helotiales, Hyaloscyphaceae. Gene Ontology annotation, biological process: regulation of DNA-templated transcription. The transcript is spliced from 4 exons.
GCUCACAGUUCCGGCCAGCAUGAAUGCACCAUCCCCGGCUUCUCAAGAUGGAAUGUACAGGGAUGAGAUUAAGCCACUGCCUUCUUCGGUGAUCAUGUUUCCCUUGAGAGGAGCCGAGAAGACCAACUCGAGCCGCAAAAGAAGUAAAUUCAACUCUGAACGACGUCACCAAGUCAAGAAUGUUCGCAAGCGUGGCGCAUGUAUGAGAUGCAGACUCUUGAAGAUCAAGUGCUCUGACGAUGACUUAUGUACCACCUGCUUGCAAGCUGCCAAGAUGUCACACAACCACGAGAAGCGGGUGCUGGGCUUCGUGAGCUGCGUUCGAACAUCCCUACUUGAUGUGAGCAUAUUUCCACACGUGAAACAGAGGGAUCUUUUCAGGCCUUCCUGGCUUGGAGAAGUUAUUGAGCGAGGACACCUUGGAAAUACGAACACUUUGAGCACCGCUUUCGCACAAGCCAACUUCCUUGACGAUCUUCCUAUGGUAUUUUACACAUUCCUAUAUGCCAACUUCAUUGACGAUCUUCCUAUGGUAUUUCACACCUUCCUAUAUCAAAUGAAUCUCUCGGCGUUAGAUUCCGCCGCUGAAGUCCUUGAGUUUGAUUGGGAUCUUUCAGGGAGACAAGAACGAGCAGCGGUUAUGGGGCUAGCAGAAAAUACAGAGUCUCAUUCAUCGGUGUUGCUACUCGAGGAAUCCAAUCCUAAGAACCUCAAAUUCACUGCCUUUACCGGCCAUCAAUACCUGAAGAUACUUGAAAGACUACUCCGGCCAAGUUUUUUAUCAUCAUGCACUCUCAAACGCCUUCGCGCAAUCUUUUUCAUGGUUUUCGGAACAACUCUAACAGUGGGACUCGCUGAUCCCGCUGUUGCUCUUCCGCCAUUCCCAGAUGACGGUUCUAUGAGAACUGGAAAUUCGCGAACUCUCUACGACGUAUUGAGGAACCAUCUGUGCCAGAUGCUAACACAUUAUAUGGCAUUUAUUGGGUCCAAACUCGGAUAUUUGGAAUCGGUGGAGCUGAACAACAACCUGGAAGCCAGAGACUGGGCGGAAUCAACAGGGCUGUGGGAAAGGGGCUUGCUGGUCUGGAUCCUGCACUGGCAAAAUCGUAACUUUGAUCAACACUGGCUAAAGACUUGGAGUUCUUUCCUUAAAGGUGAAUUUAGUUGUUCAUUGGACUCCGGACAUUAGAGAAAACCUUCUUUCCUUUUUCCUUUUAAGCAACAUAGACAUCCAGGCGCCAUAUGAUGGGCUGCGAUGUGCAGGUGGUAGACUUUUUAGCACAAAUAUUGCCUCUGC